CCGCCAAACCCGAACGUCAAACAUCAAAAAAAUGUUAUGGAAUUUCGAGAAUUUGUUUUUCUUAUUUACGUUUAAUUUAUCGAUUUUGCGGUUCAAUUCCAUUCAAUUUUAUAAUAUGUCUUAACUAGUUCCAGUACCCAGUUUAGAAUAUUUAACUGGCAAUUCCAUAUUACACCAGAAAACCCCUAGUAAAGUGGUCUAGCACAAUGGAAAUCGAGACAGACGGCGAGGAUUCACAAGAAACGGCUGAACAAAAAGACACCGAAACCGAAGAAAAUCCUAGUCAGGGCCCCAGUCAAUCCUAUCUAGCAGAAGAAGAUGGGGCCACAUGUUCUGUAUGCCUCGAAUCCUGGACCAACUGUGGUGCCCAUAGAAUAUGCUCUUUAAAAUGCGGACAUCUAUUCGGGCACAAGUGUAUUUUACGUUGGCUCGAUUCACAACCGAAAAAGAGCUGUCCCACUUGUAAGCAAUCAGUGAAAAGGUCCGAUUUGAGGUUUAUUUAUGCCAAGAAACUUGUGGCGGUGGACAAUUUAGAGUUGGAGUCCCUCAAACAACAGCUGGAGAACACUUUGGCACAGAAAAAUGCUGCCCUACAAACUAUAUCGAAAUAUAUUAGUAGAGAGCAGGUUUUGACCGCAGAGAUACAACAGUUAAAGAAAAAACUGAACGCAUUAUCUGGAAAAAAAGCAGAUUUAAGAUUAACCUCUCAAACUCCAGUGAGUAGAAUAAGGCUGUACAUGGAAAAAAACGUGGAAAUCUGCCAGAAAAGUGGCUGUAGAGAGUGCAGGGUCUUUGACAUUUCCGUUCCCCAAGACUUGAUAUUGGUGUCGUCCAGGUCGCCCACUGACCUUUUCGGUGGUUUUGGUGUAAAAAUCAUUGGACUCUCCAAUUAUAGACCAAUAAAGUUUAUCCCAUUACACAGAGACAUUAUAAGGGACAUGUGCAUCCAUCCUAGUGAGAAUAAAGUCUUAACAGUAGCGACAGAUAAAAAACUCAGAAUAACAGAUGUGCAAAGUACAAACGCAGUUGCUACGGUAAGUUUAGAGUCGGCCCCUUGGGCGUGUUCCUGGAGCCCCAAAUCUCCACAGGACGUUGUUAUCGGUACUCAGAACGGUACUGUUUUAGUGUUCGACAGCAGGAAUACCGCCGAGCCAAAAACUAGCGUUUCUAUACCAGGAGAUUUCAGUCCCGUAGUUAGCCUGGCCGGAGUUAAAGAUGAUGAUUCUGGAACGGAAACAUUGCUGGUAUCAAAGUUGAGUUCUGUGUGGGCGUUUGAGUUUCAUCCAGAUGGAAGCUAUAGUCGCCAUUUACUGCCACUGGAAGGUCCGUUUUUAUCAUUGAAAUACGACCAGGGGACCAAACAUCUCCUGGUCAGUUCAAGACCGAACAGCCAAUUGCCGUUUGCCAGACAUACGAUUUGUUAUUUGGAAAGGACCAACGAUCCGUAUGCGAUUUCUUGUAAUACCGUGCACACGUUUAAAGGGGGCAGCACGGCGAAAUGGCUCGCGAACACCUCGUGUUUCGUUCCGGGGAAUAUUGUGGCUGGACACCACGAGAAUAGGAAGAGCAUUUUAUUGUAUAGCGUUAAUACUGGGGAAGAAGUGGGAUCGUGUCCAACGCACGACAACAUCGUCUUGGACAUAAAAGGUUUCGAGACUAAUAACGGAAAAUUCUUAACGUAUCUAAACCAGAAGAAACUAGAGUUUUUCAAAUUUAACCACACGUAAAAGCGGUUUAAAUGUGUGCAGAUGAUUGAAGUUUUAUUCGUCAAGGCUGUUAUACUUGUAUAAUGUGAGGACUUAAUGUAUUUUAAUUUUUUUUUUAGUUGUUUGCAGGUGCUUUUUAGUCAUUAUUAUACGUCUUUUAUAUUGA
Molecule: messenger RNA, 1872 nt
Organism: Anthonomus grandis grandis
Lineage: Eukaryota; Metazoa; Arthropoda; Insecta; Coleoptera; Curculionidae
Product: E3 ubiquitin-protein ligase RFWD3-like
Exons: 9
Coding region: 207-1727 (506 amino acids)
Biological process (GO): protein ubiquitination; interstrand cross-link repair
Cellular component (GO): nucleus
Molecular function (GO): protein binding; ubiquitin protein ligase activity
Source: RefSeq, a predicted model, not a curated record